AUGCUACUUUAGAACAAAAUCUUCAACAAUUAAUUUAUAGUUCACAAGAAAUUAUCAUCUGGGUCUUUCGGAAUCGUUUAUUAAGGACUCGAUUAAAUUAAUAAACAGGAAGUAGCAAUAAAGAUUGAAAGAAAAGAAAAUGAGGAAGUUAGAUCACUAGAUAGAGAAGUUCAAAUAUUCAAGCGAUUAGGCACUCUCGAAGGAGUUCCACAAUUGCUAUGGUUUGGAGAGGAGCAUGGUUAAAACGUCUUGGUCAUGUAGAUGUUAGGGAAAGAUCUUUCAUACCAUUUUAAGUAGCUGAAACGUUUUACACUGAAGACUGCUUUAUUGAUAGGGAUCUAAUUAAUUGAUGUGCUGGAGAAAAUACAUUAAUAAGGUGUUGUACAUCGAGAUCUCAAGCCAGAAAAUAUUGUUUUGGGAUCUGGAAAAGACAAUGGCAAAAUAUACUUAAUCGAUUUCGGAAUAAGCAAAGCCUACAAAGAUGCCAAUAACCAUCAUAUUCCCUUCCGUGAAUAAAGAUCAUUUCUAGGAACUACUCGUUAUGCAUCCAUAGCAGCCCAUUUAGGCCAUGAAUUGAGUAGAAAGGAUGAUCUAGAAUCAAUAAUGUACAUCAUACUCUAUUUUAUAAGAGGACAGUUGCCUUGGCAGAAUUUGUAAAAUGUUACAGAUUCGGAAAGAACAAAGAAAGUUGGAGAAAUGAAGAUACUAAUGUAGUUGGAGAUAUUUAGAGAUCAACCAAAAGAGUUUCAAAAGAUAUUUGACUACAUACGCUAAUUGUCCUUCAAGGCUGAUCCAAAUUACAAGAUGAUUACCUUUGAAUUGAAGAAGGCAGCCGACUCAUUAAAGCUCAAUUUGGAUGGCUAUUACGAUUGGACCGAAUUAAGGUCAUCUACUAAUUUUGAUUCAUUGAUUCCACAUAAUUCAGUUGAAAUGAAAAAAUCAAUUGAAAAAUAACUAUCAGGAAUUUUAUUCUAAUAAAAUUCCUUCAAUUUGUUGGCUCCUCCUCCUUAAAUAUCCAGUAGAAACACAUUCAACGGUAGAGAAGAAUAAAAGAGACUAACUGUUGCAUCACUUUAAGGAAGUUUAUAAUGUCUAUCUCUCAAUCCCUAAUAUUAGACUUCCAGACAGUGUUCGAAUGAUAACAUCGAUUAUGAAACUGAUUUAAUUAGUUAUCAGAAGAAUGAAAUUUUUGAUGGUGAUUAGACUCUAUACUUUAAAUAUUCACAUCUACAAACCAAGAAAUUUCUUUUGUUAUCAACAUUAAAUUGA
Messenger RNA from Paramecium tetraurelia, 1269 nucleotides. RefSeq lists its product as uncharacterized. The transcript is spliced from 7 exons. Gene Ontology annotation, molecular function: protein serine/threonine kinase activity; ATP binding. Gene Ontology annotation, cellular component: nucleus; cytoplasm. Gene Ontology annotation, biological process: endocytosis; peptidyl-serine phosphorylation; signal transduction. Lineage: Eukaryota; Ciliophora; Oligohymenophorea; Peniculida; Parameciidae. The record is from RefSeq and is a predicted model, not a curated record.